GCACAGCCUCACCAUGAGCUGCGGCAACACGUCCGAGCGCCACAUCCUCGGCAUCUCGGACCAGCUGGUCCUGCAGCCGCUCUGGGACCAGCUGCGCGCCCAGGACGCGCUCACGCAGUCGCCCCUGUUCGCGGUCCUCUUUUCCAUCAGCACGUACGUGGGCUUCUGCCUGCCCUUCGUGGUGCUCGACGUGCUGAGCCGCUGGGCGCCCGCGCUGCGGCGCUACAAGAUCCACCCGGACUUCUCGCCGACGACGCGGCAGAUGCUGCCCUGCUUGGGGCAGACCCUCUACCAGCACGCCGUGUUCGUGCUCCCCUUGACGCUGCUGACCUGGGCCCGCGGCCCGGCCCCCUGGCCCCGCGAAGCCCCCGAGCUGCUGCAGCUGGCGGGCCACGUUCUAGGCUGCCUGCUCCUCUUCGACGCGGAGUUCUUCGCGUGGCACGUGCUCCAUCACAAGGUGCCGUGGCUUUACCGCACCUUCCACAAGAUGCACCACCGCCACUCGGCCUCGUUCGCGCUGGCCACGCAGUACAUGAGCGCCUGGGAGCUGUUCUCCCUGGGCUUCUUCGACGCGGUGAACGUCACGCUGCUGCAGUGCCAUCCGCUCACCGUCCUGGUGUUCCGCGUGCUCAACAUCUGGCUGUCGGUGGAGGACCACUCCGGCUACGACUUCCCCUGGUCCACGCACAGACUGGUACCCUUCGGGUGGUACGGCGGCGUCACGCACCACGACCUGCACCACUCGCAGUUCCACUGCAACUUUGCCCCUUACUUCACGCACUGGGACAGAAUCCUGGGCACUCUUCGCUCCAAGUGACUGGCAGCCUCCCAGCCGGGCUGGGGUGGCGGAGGGGGGCGCCCCCUUCCCCACGCCCCCGCCACCCCGGAACCCAGGACUGCCGCAGGGCACUUCAAC
Messenger RNA from Neomonachus schauinslandi (Hawaiian monk seal), 916 nucleotides. It is a transcript of the gene CH25H, whose product is annotated as cholesterol 25-hydroxylase. NCBI's taxonomy places the organism in Eukaryota, Metazoa, Chordata, Mammalia, Carnivora, Phocidae. Gene Ontology annotation, biological process: cholesterol metabolic process; sterol biosynthetic process. The coding region runs from base 14 to 817 and encodes 267 amino acids. Gene Ontology annotation, molecular function: steroid hydroxylase activity; iron ion binding; C-4 methylsterol oxidase activity. The record is from RefSeq and is a predicted model, not a curated record. The transcript has a single exon.